UCACAAUCUUUUAGGUUUUUCGAGAAACUGUGCCCUUGAAUUCACGGUCGUCGGUCUUGUGCGAUAAUUUUCGUUGUCCUCUGCGAGUUUUCAUUACCUUUCUAGUAAUUAGCAAACAAGAAGAUGCCUCGUCAAAGGAGGGCUCCAUCUGCACCGAUGAGGCGUGCCCCUGCACCUCCGCCACCACGCCAAGCAGCAGCUGCGCCGGCCCCAACUAGGGCAGCAGCUGCGCCAACGCAGCCAGUGCCAACCCAACCGCACCCACCAGCGCCUAUGAUGUCCCAGCCACAGCAGCCUGGCAUGUUUGCUCAAAUGGCUACCACAGCAGCUGGAGUUGCCGUUGGCUCUGCAGUGGGCCACACAAUUGGUCAUGCCCUGACUGGUAGCAUGGGAGGGGGAAGCGCCGAGGCCGCACCUGCUGCUGCUGCUCCUGCAGCUGCCGCACCACCCAUGCAAUACCAGCAGCAACAGCUCAGUGGUCCCUGCCAGUAUGAGCUCAAGCAGUUUCUGGAGUGCGCCCAGAACCAGCAUGACAUCUCGCUGUGCGAUGGCUUCAACCAGGUUCUCAAGGAAUGCCGACUGCAGCACGGUGGAGGCAUGUAAAGUAGGCAACUAAGAAGCAAUGCUGUCGGACCCACUCCCAGAAAAAGCUGAUCCUUUGUGCUGAGGAGGGCAUUGUCCUUGCGCACAUCUGUAGAAAGUAAUAAAGUUCUCUAGCAUGUUA
Dermacentor andersoni is the source of this 724-nucleotide messenger RNA. RefSeq names its product Coiled-coil-helix-coiled-coil-helix domain containing 2 (gene Chchd2). The record is from RefSeq and is a predicted model, not a curated record. Gene Ontology annotation, cellular component: mitochondrion; nucleus. Gene Ontology annotation, biological process: mitochondrion organization. NCBI's taxonomy places the organism in Eukaryota, Metazoa, Arthropoda, Arachnida, Ixodida, Ixodidae.